CAGUCUAAGAGUGGGAAGAGAAUAGAUGGAGAAGCUGAGGCAGAGAGAAGAUGUUAUUGGUCCAAGAUCACUUAGCAGUCAACUGGUUGAGCUAGGAUUGGAACCCACGUCAUCUGAUUCCUAGGCCCCUGCUCUUUCCACUGGGCUAUGCUGGAAUCAAAGCAGUGAGCACAAUGCUGUGACACAGUAAAUGGUUAAUAAAUACCACUGACAGACAGAGGAAGAACUGUAACAGAAAUUUGCAGAUGCUGCUCCUGCUGCUGAUGAGACUGCAUCCAAGAGGUUGUCUUUGGAGUUCAGAGAUGCUGUUGGUGUGCCAGUAGGAAUGACUAGCUGAACAGAGGAAAGAAUGGUUAAUGAUCCUCUCCACAUGGGGACUACACCCCAUUGCUGUGAACCAGACCAUUCCAAAGAAGAAGAAGGUUUUGAGAGAGGAGAAAACAAUGAAAGGUCAAAAUUCAUGGACUGAAAGGAAGGUUUUCAGCCAGCACCCCAGUAAGAGCCCUGGUGAAGUGGAAGAGCUCAGUGGAAGAAGUGAGAUCAGAAAGCUAUAUGUAACUCAAAUUGCAGUAGCGUUUCCAUUGUCCCAUGAGCUCCUUGCUCAAUGGAAAGCACCUUUGCCAUUUCAGAGAUUCAAGGCCUAAGCAGCACUGCCUGAAGUUACACGUGGUGAAGAAGCAGCUGUGUUCAGCCACGCCACUGCCUUUUUGAGGGAUGAGAGCCACCAUUCCACACCCUCACCUCUACAAACUGCUUCCCUAUCUCGACGAAGCUCUGGGGAAGAGCUGAGGAGCUCUGAUUUCUACAAAUAGGUUGUUGGUAAAGGCUUCAGACCAUCACGUGCUUUCAUCCCUGUCCAGAAAGACGACCAAUUUUGUAAGCUGAACAUUGAUCCCGUGCAAGUUGAAGACCAGACUACUGCUUGAAUGAGAGGAAGGGGUGCAGAAGGCCAUUGAGCCACAAGACAAGAAGCUGAAGUCAAAAGGGAAUGAAGCACUUGCCGGUUGACUGGUCUCUACUGUCCUCUCCCAAGCACAUAGUACAGUGCUCUGCACACAGGAGCCAGGUGAGAGAAGACAGCUUGUAGGAAGACUUAAUGGACAGUGCCGGAGGACAUUGAACCAAGUCUCAUAAACAGAAAAUGUGAAACCGGCAACAUAGCAUUUGCUUUUGAAGUCGUUGGUCAUCGUUUCUUCGGACAUUACACCACAAGUCCUCUUGCAAGCAACAGGAGGCAACUGUUCCAGUGAUUCGAGCAGAUGGGAGAGGUGCCAUUCUUGUGAAGCAGGGCUUCAACUAUGUCGGCCUUGGUCACCAGGGAGACAAUUGCAGCGGCAGACCAACCGGGGUGUAGCAAUCACAGGGAAGAGGAAAGGAAUGUCUUUCGGCAAAGGACUUCUCAACCAGAACCACCCAAGCAGCGAGGCCAGAUUCCCGCCAAAGGGAUUGGGCCAUAUCCAGCCAUUUCUCCUGGGAACAGAACGGAGGCUGUUCAGCUCCUGCAGAAGCCCAGAGGCUCAGCGACGCUUUCCACGGCAUUCUCCCUGGGGAAGUCAUUGAGAGUGUGGAAGCUGUAGGGGAAGAUGUUGGACGUGGCGACUGAGGGGGAACAGAACACCACAGGGCUCCUGUCCCUGCCUCAGCAGCCUUGACCAGCCCACGAGGACAGUGUCUCCUGCUUGUCUUCUCUGCAGUGCUUGCUUCUGCGUGGGAGGUCCCCUCUUCUUGCAGCCCUGCUCUUCUGAGAGCCGGAGAGGAAGGACCCCCGGAUGGUGCCCAGACACUUCAGAACCCUCCCCCGAUCCCAAGCGAUACUCGGCCAAGUGGGACGACAGCCGCAUGGCUGUGCGGAGGAAGAAGGGGUUGGGAUGAGUUCUCUUGGCAGCAACCCUGGAGGGCAGGACUCAGAUGACAGAUCAGGCAUGGCCUGCGAAGUGGCCGGGUAGGGAAACCGAAGAGAAAGCAACGAGCCUUGUAGAAGGUGCGAGGAAAUGCAGCCGAUAUAGGAAGCUGGCGUGUCCCUCCUUCACGUCUGUGCCGUUCUGUCCGGCUACCGGACUGCUAUAACCGGCCACCAAUCCCUCCCCUUGAGCAUCAACAAUGCCCUCUGCCCUACAUCCUGCAGAAGACACCACAAUCUGCCCUCCCUCCCGUCAUCCGGUGGAAUGGGCUCUUCUCCCGGCAGGCUGGGACCCAGCUGGGCGUCUCCGUGGCUGCUGACCCCUGUUAGCCUGCUCUCCUCUUCCUUUCACCGCCCAGACCAUCUGGUCCUCACCUGACUCGCACCUGGGUUGCGUUUCCAGUGGACACCCGGCCUGACGGGUUGGGUUGUGGGGGCACAGUGCGACAAGCGUUGACGAAUGGGUACCAAAAGUCACAAAGGUUUAAAAGUUGAUCGUCAACAGAUUCCCCGACAAUUACCCCGUGUGCCUCUUUUGCAUCCAUUUUUUUCUGGUGCCAAGAAUGAUAAAUUGCAUUAAGGACCACAUCAUUUUUUUUUUUUCCUAUUCGGUCCGCCAAGUCAGUUGGCGUCCAGAUGGUGACAUUUCCAUUCGUUCUACUUCUCAUUCUUCCUAGGAAUUGAAUAUUUGAGGAAAAGCCCCACCGAUGUCGGUGGGUCCGGGGCUUGGCUAUUUAUCGUGAUAAAGCAGAAUCUCAAAAAUGCCCCCGUGGCCACGCUCGAACGGCAUCAGUGAACGGUCAUCCUUCGGAGGGGAAUUUCGGGCAGAAGGCUUCUCUAAGCGGCCUGGCCCAGACUGGGCCCUGGAGAGGAAGAUGCAGAAGCCCGGCCGUUCUCCAGUUGGCUACAAACACGCCGGGCUGGGGCCGUUCUGCUUACGGGCUGUGCCAACUGGGAUUCUAGGGUGGCGUUUGCCAAGACUGGGAUCUCAUGGGGACUCCUGGGACUGCACCGGCCUUCUGCCCAGCUCCUCCCGCCGGCUGCUUCCCCGAGGAUGUCAGUCCCGGCACAAUGGCCCGAUCCUCUCCCUUCCCCCUCCCCCCCACCACCUCCCCUCCACGGAUCGUUCCUGUCAGAGUCCGUGGCGGAUGAGGGUAGGGGAAUCAGGCUGGAGCCUAAAAUAGCAACCGCACCGCGGAGCUGCCAGGAAAUUCCGAUUUCCGAGUCUGUGAGCCAAUGGACGUAACUUCUGGAAGGAAAAGGCCAAGUGGUUGGGAACAGGGGACGACACCGGUGAAUGUGGCUUUUCUGAUGCCUUUAAAUUAAGAGUUGAUUGGACAGCAGCUCAGGGGUAGGGGGAAAGGGGCACAAGGAGUGAGGGCUCUUCAGGAAAAGAUAUUAUUGUUCCCCUCCCCCACCAAUUUCCCAGCUCAAGAUACAAAGGAUGAGAAGGAGACGAAGCAACUCAAAGCAAUAGUGACUUCUGCUGCCCUGAACAUCGGAGAACCUAGAGGACAGCAGGAAGGGGAGUCUUCAAGUAUGCCGUACAAGGAACAGCGGAACAGGACGGCCCUGGAUGAAAGAUUUUAGACUCGCCACGCCCCCACCGGAUGGGAAAAAGGCGUCAGAGGAACACACGAGUACGGUGGACCGAUUCCCAGGGAUGAGGAACUGAGGCCCAGAGAGAUUAAGUCAUUUGUCCAAGAUCCCAGUCAGCCAGUGAUAGAGCUAAGACUAGAACCCAGGUCUCCUGACUCCUUGAGAUUGCUCACGAUACUGGUAAUUCCUACUUAAACUUGUACCGACUUGUUUCUGGAGUGACAGUGACUAACGAGAGACUUUUCUUCAUUUUGGGGGGGAAAAAAACACCACUACAAAACACCCGCUCACCUCUCCAAAUACCGCCAGCCUGCAGUUCAUCAUUUACCUUGCCAUGACAACCUCUCGCAAGAAGUCUGCACACUGAUCCUCACAGGAGAUUCCAAGACCCUGAAAAUGGAGGCCAUCCACAUCAAUAUGUCCAGUGCCCCUCUGGUGAAUCACGCCUCGAGCGUCGAACUCAAGAACAGUAAGCCGCGCGUCAUGUCGAAGAGCGGCCACAGCAAUGUGAGGAUCGACAAAGUGGAUGGCAUAUACCUACUUUACCUCCAGGACCUGUGGACCACCGUCAUAGACAUGAAGUGGCGGUACAAGCUCACUCUGUUUGCUGCCACUUUUGUCAUGACUUGGUUCCUCUUUGGAGUCAUCUACUACGCCAUCGCCUUCAUUCAUGGGGACCUGGAGCUGAGCGGUGUUGCCAAAGACCACGUCCCCUGCAUCAUGAACGUGGACUCCCUCACCGGGGCCUUCCUCUUCUCCCUGGAGUCCCAGACCACCAUCGGGUACGGUGUCCGCUCCAUCACGGAGAAGUGCCCCCACGCCAUCUUCCUCCUGGUGGCCCAACUGGUCAUCACCACCCUGAUCGAGAUCUUCAUCACGGGCACCUUCCUGGCCAAGAUCGCACGGCCCAAGAAGCGGGCCGAGACCAUCAAGUUCAGCCACUGCGCGGUCAUCACCAAGCAGAACGGGAAGCUGUGCCUGGUCAUUCAGGUGGCCAACAUGAGGAAGAGCCUGCUGAUCCAGUGCCAGCUCUCGGGCAAGCUGCUCCAGACCCACCUCACCAAAGAGGGGGAGCGGAUCCUGCUCAACCAGGCCAGCGUCAAGUUCCACGUGGACUCCUCUUCCGAGAGCCCUUUCCUCAUCCUCCCCAUGACCUUCUACCACGUGCUCGAUGAGACCAGCCCGCUCAAAGACCUCACCCCGCAAAACCUCAAGGAGAAGGAGUUCGAGCUGGUGGUCCUCCUCAACGCCACCGUCGAGUCCACCAGCGCCGUCUGUCAGAGCCGAACUUCUUAUAUCCCGGAAGAGAUCCACUGGGGCUUCGAGUUCGUCCCCGUGGUCUCGCUCUCGAAAAAUGGGAAGUACGUGGCCGACUUCAGCCAGUUUGAACAGAUCAGGAGGAGCCCGGACUGCACCUUUUAUUGUGCGGACUUAGAGAAGCAAAAGCUUGAAGAGAAAUACAGGCAGGAGGACCAGAGAGAGCGAGAGCUCAGGACGAUCUUGUUACAGCAGAGCAAUGUCUGAUGAUAUUCACCACUGCCUGCCUGGACUGAAUGGCAAUGCUCCGGAUUCGCCAAGGAGCAGAGAUCUGGGCAAAGAUUUGGAUCUUAGGCAGCUCUGAGUACGUGGUGGUCAAACCUCAUUUGUGCCUGAUGACCCACAUAGGGGAUGCUAAGAACAGAUGGGUUCUUCUACCUUGAGUCAGCUACCCCUACCUCAUGCUUUGGGGUGCAAAACCGGGGAUCAUUCUGAAAGAAAAAUCCAACUGCCUACCCUGUCAGGUUGCCUGAAAGAAGAACAGAACGCUUUUCACAGACUCGUUUAUUCAUGUAGUACAUCUCAGCUGCCAUCCAUGAAAUCCAUUUCAUGGAGAGCACACCCUAUGUCUUUUCGAGAUUUGGUAUCUAAUUAAGCAUUUUUCAUUCCAAGAAGUUUUCUGGUGUGUAUUGUUGACCUAGCGCAGGUGGAUUUUUUUUUUUUUUUUAACAGGUUUGUCAUCUUAGGUCAGUUAUUUCAAAGCCUCGAAUGUUCUGAUAUGGCUGAAUGAAUGCUGAAGAACUCUGUAUUGCCGCUAAAAGCUUAUCUCAGUAACUGCUGGAUCUACAGAGAUUAGCAAAUCUGGUGCCCAAAGAAAAUGGGUUCCUAGAGGGGAUCAGCUUUUAUUUGCAGUAGCUCAGUGGCCUUCAAGGUUUGGGAAAUAUUAGCUCUUGGGUGGGAUAAGAGGUGGGUCAGGUUUUAGGGAAAAUGACUAUGGUCAUUAAAAAAACCUCAUCCUCUAUUUUUGAAGUAGGAAAAAUGGCUUACAUCAGGAAUCCAUGCCCUGCACCGAUCCAGUCAGGGUCCCUGCUCAAUUAAAAGCCAUUAGUUUCUUAAAAAAUCAUUUAAUUUUUACCACUAGUGAAGGGGCUGUGAAGCACCAUAUAUCCAGAGUGGGAGCUGGGGGCAAUUAAAGUAGAACCAAAACAGUAAUUAACUCUAGAUGCAGUCUAUUUUAGCAAAACCAUCACUUCUCUCCCUCCUCGAAGGUGUUCAAAAUGGGUUUUUCAAGAUAAUUUGAUGAGCUCUGGGCCACAUUAAAGAAUGAUUAUGGGAAGGCUUUAUUGGUUCUAUAGGUUUUCUAAUAGUCAAAAUGGGCCAAUAGUCCAGGGGACCAUUUCACGUUCAGUUUAUUAUGACCCACUGUCCAUAGAGGAACUUCAUUUGAAAUAGUUCCUCUUUCCAGGGUCCAGGGAGACAAGCAGAGCCCUCUAUGAGGCCGCUCAACAUGCGACUUACUAGUUCUGCUCUGCCCGUGAGAAUGAACUGUGCCUGGUUAUGUCAUGGUUGCCAAUGUGGGAGAGGAUAAGAGGGGCAUCAGCUGGGGCAGGAAAAUAAGACUGUGUCCAGAGGGAUGUGUAGUCCCCUCAGUCAUUCAAAGGUCAUUCAAAGGUAUUUUUUGGUGAGGGGGCCAGGAUAGGUGAGCUCCCUGACUUCUCCCCUCACUUAACCUGGUACUUAGGUAACUGCAACCUAUGGCCUUUACCCAGCUCCUCUAAUACACUGCCUCGGUGUCAUCAGUUGUCAUCACUCAGUCCUAUUUAUUGAAUGCUUACUAUGUGCAAUGCCCUAUAGUAAGUGCUUGGGAGAGUACAACGUAAUAGGGUUGGUGGUCAUGUUCUCUGCCCACAGGGAGUUUUCAAUAUAGAGGAGGACUGUAAAAGAACAAGAUGCCCUCACCACAAAUCCCUGAUGGGAUGGGUGAAGAGAGCUCGCCAUAAAAAUCCAUGUCACUGCAGCAGCAGGAAAAGAAAGAUAGAGGAACUGGCUACACCAAGCCGAUGUGAGUUAGAGGAUGAAAGGAACCAGUGUAAUCUGUCAGGCCUAGGAUUAGUUCUCAAAUACCAGCAGAAGAGUCAGAGGCAAGGGGCAGGAGAGGGAAGAAAAGAUGGAAAGAGGAGAAUGGUUUGCAACGGGCAAACUCUGGACUCCCAAAUUUCAGGAGCAAAAGUACACAAAUUUUCCUCACCGUACUUUAUGCAAAACUCAAGACUCACCUGCAUAUCGCAUCUGCAGGCACAUAUCAGGGGCCUGGGGUUAUCGGAAGUGGACUCUCAAUCAUGCCAAGGCCCCGGCUGGGUAUUCCCAGAUCAGAGCUGAAGCUAUUGGCUUCUUUCCGAAGAUAAAGGCUUGAUUAGCUACUGUCGGGAAAGCUCAAGGUCACUGGAACAAUUGGCAGGUCAGAACCCUGAGGCCAAUACUACCAUGGCUGGACUCUGUAAACCGUCACGGUUGGUCUCCACUUGAGACAGCGGCCACAGCCGCUCUGAGCAGAGCGGGGGAGAAAAUGUAGUUCAGGCUGCCGCCCUGCACUUGACCUUGUCUGCUAUGGGUCCGAGGACGCAGAGGAGGAAAAGGCUCCAAGGUUUCAAGCAAGGAACAAGCGGAGGGAGGAGUUCUGAAUUCCAACUGAAGGCCUUCGUCUCCUGCCGACCCCUAUUUCUCGGUUUGACCACUUCAAGUGCCGCCUCUGUUAAUCCCUCCCUCACGAGGGGCUGCGCUGGGUAUCCGGCACCUUGUAGUGCAGACACAGGAUCCUCCAGCAUUUUAUCUCCAAGGAGGCAAAACCACCCUUCAGGCCAAGCGGUGGGAAUGAGACGGGGAGAGAAGCGUUUUCUUGCAUUAUCAAGAUCCCUUUGGCCAUGGUCACCGGAGCCUGGCAGGACUUUUGGCAAGGUGCCCUGAUAUCUGCAAGCUUAGCGGUCAAGGGAUGCAUUCAUUUCAUUUCCUGAGGCUUUGACCUAAGGAUUCCUGCAGAAUGGUGACACCCAACGACAAACCAAACCCAAUAGCCCACAACUUUAGAGAGCGCCGAAUGCCUUAAAUCCAGUGCCUGUGUAGCUGUAACCUUCCCACCUCUUUCCCAGCCCGGUUCCAGCCGGGCCGGAUGUCUGAAAACACCAUGGGGAAUAAAAGCCUGGCAAGUUUCGGGCACACGGAUGGUGAAUAUACUAAAUGGCACCUGAACCGAUGUUGGAGGAAGACAGCUGCGUGCCUAGGCACCCUCUCUCCCCAUGAAUGGAGCUUUGCUGCUUGACCUGAAAGAAAGGGCUCUUGUGUUUGGAAAUCUUUCCAGUGCAUUAGGCUCUCUUUAUGGAGACCAUUCAAAAAUGUUGUGUUCCAUUUGAGAAACCACAAAGUAAAUAGCAGCAAAUCAAUGUAAUCUGCAAGCAGUGUCUGAUUUCAGUAAUAAAAUCUACUUCCACGGA
Messenger RNA from Ornithorhynchus anatinus (platypus), 8244 nucleotides. RefSeq names its product potassium inwardly rectifying channel subfamily J member 15 (gene KCNJ15). The record is from RefSeq and is a predicted model, not a curated record. Gene Ontology annotation, molecular function: inward rectifier potassium channel activity. Gene Ontology annotation, biological process: potassium ion import across plasma membrane; regulation of monoatomic ion transmembrane transport. Gene Ontology annotation, cellular component: plasma membrane. Lineage: Eukaryota; Metazoa; Chordata; Mammalia; Monotremata; Ornithorhynchidae. The coding region runs from base 3896 to 5023 and encodes 375 amino acids. The transcript has 17 exons.